GACAGCCAGAUCAGUUUCUUGUGCGAAGUAAGACCAAGUUUUAUUUCCUUCUACUUUUGAUCAGUUUCGUUGUCGUCGUCAUCAUCAUACAUGUAAUUUUUUUUUGAACGGCAUCAUACAUGUAAAUAAUACAAGAUUUGUUCCCACUUGACUUCAUUCAUAAACUAUACCCACUUCCCGAUUUGAGUAGUCGAUACGUUCUUUGGUGGUUGUUGAUCUUUUUCUUCAUCGAUUAGGGUUCACUUUGAUUGAUUGGUGCUUGCAAUUAUUCUUCUGUUUGAUUGAUUGCACAAUUUGGAGUUGAUUGAUGGGUGUAGAUCAAACCAAAUCCCCAAUUUGUACAGAUUCUUGGGUUGUUUAAUUGAGUUCAUAAAGAGUGACCAAAUUCAACAAUUCGGGGUUUAUUUGGAUACGUAUAAUUUGUGUUAUCGAUGUCGGGAGUUCAAGAUUCGUUAGAGAUAAAGUUUCGGUUGAUUGAUGGAUCGGAUAUUGGCCCGAAAAGCUUUCCGGCUGCUGCAAGUGUUGCAACAUUGAAAGAAAGCAUUCUGUCUCAAUGGCCUAAAGAAAAGGAGAACGCUCCAAAGACGGUAAAAGAUGUAAAGAUAAUUAGUGCCGGAAAGAUAUUGGAGAACAAUAGAACGGUAGGUGAAUGCCGGAGUCCGUUGUGUGACGUUCCCGGUGGAGUUACAACUAUGCACGUUGUCGUUAGCCAACCACCGCAAGAAAAAGAAAAGAAAGUGUCGAAUGAUCCGAAGCAAAACAAGUGCGUGUGUGUGAUAUUAUGAUGAGACGCAACUCCGAGCGCAACUUUCGUGUCUUCAAAUUGUAGAUAAAAGGAUGAUGCUGCUGUCAACUGAAUGGUUUGGGAUUGAAGUUUACAAAGAAAACAGAAAAAGAAAGAAGAAAAAAUUGUGAGAUAUAUAAAUACAAUUUGUAUCUAUAAAAAUUUGUUUUUCGGGUUCGUGUUUUGCGUAUAUUGUGAAUUCUUAUGUGAAAACGCUUUCGGUCAUCACGUUUGAUGCUUCUUCGGUUGAAAAACCGUGAUUAGAUUUGAAUGAAAACGAAUUAGGGAUUGUUUGUUUUA
Molecule: messenger RNA, 1084 nt
Organism: Cynara cardunculus var. scolymus (artichoke)
Lineage: Eukaryota; Viridiplantae; Streptophyta; Magnoliopsida; Asterales; Asteraceae
Product: membrane-anchored ubiquitin-fold protein 1-like
Exons: 6
Coding region: 432-785 (117 amino acids)
Molecular function (GO): protein binding
Source: RefSeq, a predicted model, not a curated record